CUCCAGAUUAUUUUGCAUUAGAUCCUUCUCCAUCCUCUUCUAUUUACAGCCCUACCUAGGUAUGGCAGCCCCUUUCUUCCUCGACAGCUCCACCACUCUUCUGAUAAAAUCAAACUGGUGUCCUCGGCAAACAACCUUCUGCUUUCUGGACCAAGUGGAAAUCCAUUUUGCUCACACCUGGGCAGUCGUUCAAUGCCAAAUGCUAGUUCAUGGCCAAAGGUCGAUUCCACAUGUUUCCAAGUCCCAUUUUCUUAUAGCUCUCAUUAUUGUUUCUCGUUGCGUAUUGCGUCUUAUUGCUGCCCUCCAAUGAUUUUCCUCACGCCCGAUAUUGGGUGACUUUGUCCGGUCACGUGAGUAGUAUCGUCGACCAUGCAUACCUAGGUAGAUACCUAGUAGGUAUUUGCAAAUCAUUCCUGGUUUAUUUCGAGGGUAACUCGUGCGGUUUGCAACGGACUUUCCGUUUGUCAAGACUCGAUAUCAUUAAAACUGUUACUUUGGUCGUGAGUUUAGACUGCAGUUCGAAUUGUGGGUUGUGCCGCAUCGGGCAGUUGAAAGAAGAAGACAAUGCAUUCAGCGAAGAAGUUGGAAUGCGGAAUGUCCUGCUGGUUUCAGACAGUGAAAUUAAGAGCUGCUUACGAUGGUAUUAGAGGUAGUCCCGAGGUCAUUUCUCUUGUUCUUUUGCUGUUCCUUCAUUUACACCUAUGAAUCCAUCUUCUGGCGACAACUUUCCGAUAACUCCCUUGUUUCUCAACCCCUGCCGUUCACGCCUUAGAUACACAACAUGGGCCAACCCGAAGAAAUUCCUCUAAAUUAUCUUGUAGAUAAUCCUCUUGUCGUGAUAUACAAUGGGGAACCGACUUGGCAAUCUGGAUUUCUGAAGGUCGGCCAUCACCUGAUCAACGUUGCUUUGGGCCUCGCAUGGCUCAUACUUCGCCUUCUUUUGAUGUUCAUUAUAUGGAUGUGGAAUAAUGCGACAUUUUACUUCCCCAAAGCACAACUCCCAGAGGCCGAACAAUGGCCUGCUGCCUUUGUAAGGGGUCUUCAGAAGCUGAAGGGUUUGCCAAUUUUGGGGAACCCUCGACUAGUUAUUCCACUGCUAGUCGUUCUUGCUGUUCUCUAUGUCCUUGUUAGUCUGAACAUAAUAUUCUGCUGGCGAGUUAUCGCCAUUUUGCGAAACGGCAGACCGACAACCAUCACGAGCCCACUCUCGGAUACGCCACAAUUUGGAGUUGGUAACGAGCGUAUAUUUGCCGGAUUCCAACGAGUAACGUGGUACCAUCGAACUAUUGACAGGCUUGUCGAGGUCCUCGUCCUCGUCGACAACAAAAAUCACAAGAUCGUUGCCUCCGUCACAUCUCAGGGAUUGAAGGUCUUCAUAGUCAUUACCUUGGGCUUGGUGCUGGCGUAUCGUGCGUACCGCUGGAUGGGUGACCCUAUGACAAUCCUUGUCGAGCCAAACUCCCUGGAAUGGGGAAGCUUUACGGGUGCAAUUCGACUUAAUCUGUAUCGCGCAGGGAGUUUGGACUUUUUUAUGAAUGCUGUUUUCAUCACCUUCGCUGUUGAUGAAUAUGGAUUCAAGCCUGUUUCAACUGCCCUGGGCGUUCUUCUAACAGCGCUUGUUACCCAUCUUGCACAAGCAAUGUCAUUGAUGAAUCGUAAUUCGGAAGAAUGGCAUAGAGCGGCAAAUGCCAAGCCUCAAUGGGCCAUUCGGGAACACGAGAGUCUCCUGAGAAUUAUAUCCGGACUGUUGACUGUAUUCCCAUUUAUGUAUGUAUUGUCUCGCCAAGCCAAAAGGGCUCACCGAAAGUGGCUCAUGGUACCCCAAGGAGUGAUGAACAGGACACUCCUUGCUAUCAUCAUGGUCAUUCCGAACCUCAUCAUAGCUGCUUCAAAUCGAUUACUGUAUCACUUGGGAUAUCGUUUAUCUCCCAUGAAUAGCCCGUUGAUGUUGUCGAGACGGAACAGUUCGAUUGACUUCAUCUCACCCAACACUACACCUCCGCGUACGCCGAUAACGCCAACUAUACAACCGCCUAGCUAUGAGACUUUCGCCGAUGAAGAACAUGUUUCCCGCACCCCGGUGGUACCAGACAGGAAAUCGUACAGAUAUGGUAUUUCUGCCAAUGAAGGUCAUGCUGGGCGGACACCAAUAACGUCUAUCAGACACACGGAUAUGUACCGGACUGCUGUCCCCGAAGACCCAGAUCUACCAGCCAGUUCAUCGUUGUUCGAAAUCAAUAAUGGCAGCAUCCGGGAAAUCACAAAUAUCAUUAUUGAUAUAUUUCGUACUGUCGGCUCUACUCCACGAGGUCUUCUGAUAAUGUUUUUGGGGCUCGUUGCAGGAUUGUCCCUCUUGGCGUUAGUGGCGGCGCCAACAGCAGCAACGAAGUCCGUGGCUCUUCUGCAGUCAAUACUUGGAUGGAUGCCACGAGUUGUAUUCUCGAUCCAGUCUCAUAUAUCCGGAAUAGUCAGAUGGGUCCUUCACAGGCUCUCGUCUACCUUUGCACCACACGACAAUACAGGAGAAUCCGCCACGUCUGGUCCGUCUUCAGUACACUUCAGACCGUCUGCCCUUCUUUCGCCCUCAGAUAAUUCUACAUCGUCAGCUAUUACCAGACAAAGACUCCGGGCUGGACUGUCAUCUUACAUGAAGUCAAAGAUUGUCUCAUUUCUACGCAGUCUUGUCAGUUGGAUACCUGAAAGCCUUGGAUAUGCCUCCACAAUUUAUAGCGACCUUUUGAAUGCUGUGGUUACCUAUCUCGAGAGUGUGAUGGGUAUACACACGAUGAACUCUAUGCUCCUAGCCAUUAUUGGCACUUGCACCUGGGCUGUUAGUAAUUUCGUCAAUAGCCUGAGAAUAUCUUCCUGGCCUGGCGCGACUUAUCUUGCUUUUCUCUCUGUUCCUGUCAACAUUCUCGUGCACCAAUGGACGUCAUAUCUGGUGCGAUAUAAAUUCCUUGGUAUUAAUGUCGAGGAUAAUAUUUAUCUCAAAUGGUUUGGGAUAAUAUUAGUGCUCAGGUUAUCGAAAUAUCUCGCAAAAUAUAGAAGGACGGAUAGUUUCAGUCAGCUAGAUACUGGUACGCGACCGGCUGCAUACAAGACGAGUGAUGUUACGGUGGUCAUACCCACGAAGGGAGAUUAUGUCGUGAAUGACACGGUGGACACCGGAGACAGUGAUCAAUUCCUGCAUGCGCUUGGCACCCUUCUGGAAAACAACCCCGCAGAAGUAAUUCUUGCUACUAGCGGACUGGAAGCACACAAGAAGCUGAACAUUGUCGCCGCUCACUGCGGUACUCAUCGUGUGAAGGUAACUUCGAUCUACGAACCAGAGCGCAAUCUCCGCCAUCAAUUCCUCAACGCUAUCAAUGGAGUGACUACGGACAUAAUAUGCUACGCCCACUCGAACGUGCGAUGGAACACGAACUUUUUGAAAGAAGCACUCAAGCCGUUCAACAAUCCAGAGGUUGGUCUCGUCGGUGUACCUUUUACCAUGGCUCGAAUGUGCAAUAAUCACACGUACUUCAAUGCAAAGGACUACCGCAUUUCCUACUUGGGGCUGAAGCCGGAAAUAUCCAUAUAUCCCGGCUUCCCAAUGUACUACGUGACGCAAAAGCUCCUACGCUUCAAAGACUGGUUACUGAUUACAAUCGAAAAUAUCCUUUUCUUCGCCAUCAACCUUUUCCUCAUCGACCACACAUUUUGCGACCACGGCUUCAUUUACAACUUAAUGAACUUCCGCGAAUGCAUCUACUACGGACAAUACAACCUCGCCAGCGCCAUCACUAACAGUAUUGAUGACGGCCUCGAAGUUGCCUCUGCCAAAACCGCUCUUGUCCGCACCAGCAUCCUUCAGUCCCCGGAUUUCCGCUUCACCUUCCCCCAUGAGAAAGUUAUCGGCCUUCUCCCAGUAUAUGGAGGCAUGCGCACGGGCGCCGCCCACUUCAUCACGCGUAAAGUCCGCGAAAUGGGCUACAAGACAGCUUUCCAACCGACCACACACGUACAAUGCAUUUUCCCUGUUAAGAACGGCGGCUUGAUCUCGUAUGCGAACCUGGUUCGGGAUAGAUAUAGCGCUGCAUAUCGCAGCAACUUUGCUUCUCUCAAGACCGGAAUGUGGCUCAAGAGUCCCUGGACUGCUUUCACCCUCCUCCUAUCACUCUUCCACAUCCCAAUGGUCUCCGACCUGGGCCUGGCCUUUCUCCUGUGGCUUGCGAAAGUCGACAAAGGUCUCAUAUACCUGUAUGGCUUGGUUGUUUUGGCGUACAGAUAUCGUGCGCGAGCUUCGCGUUGGCAGAGAUAUCCCAGAGAUCGGGCUUGGAUUGUUGCGGAGCCGGUGUUCUGGUUUUUCGAGUCUGUUAUUCAGAUCGUGGCAUUGGGGCUGGCCUUAUUCCCUGAAACUGAGCCGGAAGAGCCGGAGGAUUUUCAGGUUAAUCCUGGGUUCAAGGGGAACUGGGUUGAACAUCGGAAAAUGUUGCGAUAAGUUCGGAUCGGGUGUGCGUCAUUGACCAAUGAUGCAUGUGAAGCUGACAUGGGGUAAAACAUUGAUGGCGUUGGCAUUGUAAAGUUGUGCAGAGACUUGGGUUUACAAAAGGUAAAAUAAUAGCUUGCAUGUACUUAAGGGAAAUGAG
This is a messenger RNA of Cadophora gregata, 4628 nucleotides long. RefSeq lists its product as uncharacterized. The record is from RefSeq and is a predicted model, not a curated record. Lineage: Eukaryota; Fungi; Ascomycota; Leotiomycetes; Helotiales; Ploettnerulaceae. The transcript has 2 exons. The coding region runs from base 782 to 4480 and encodes 1232 amino acids.